UCUACCAAUAAAAUUAGAGGAGGGAGAAAGCGCUAAAAGCGAACGCGUGCUAAAAUGUGCUAACUCUCUAUUAUUAUUAAAACUAUUCCAUCUGAAUUAGUAGUUCUGUCAGGGUUUUCCGAAUUUUCCGGAUCAAUUUCCCGUGGAACAGUGGAAUAGCCCUCUCUGCUGUUGUCUACCAGCUAAGCUAAAUGCUAAAGCUACGCAGUUUAUUUUUAGGAGAAAUACGAGCCGACAGAACCAGUUCUUCGGGCUUCUAUAUAAAAGUGUCUCUAAUCCCCAACGAAGGAAUGGACUGACUUUACCUCACAGUAUUAUCUGACUGCCGCUAACUUCUACACCACUGAGCAACCAUGAAGCGAAGAGCAGAGCCCUCGUUGUUGAUGCAGCAGAAGAAGCACUGUGUUGACAGCAGCUCAGACGAUGAAUCAAGAUUAUCAAGACAAGACUCAAGCCAGAAUGACUCCCUCAGCAGCGACCCAGAGGACCACAGGCCUGGUUUCUCUAUGCCCUCUUUAUCUUUUAAGCCUCAGGACACGGACACGGCACCGCCGCAAACCAAGUUCUCCAUGUACAACAGCGUGUCGCAGAAACUCAUGGCCAAGAUGGGCUUUCGUGAGGGUGAAGGUCUGGGGAAAUUUGGUCAGGGUCGCAAGGAAAUUGUUGAGGCGUCCACACAGAGAGGGCGACGCGGUCUUGGCCUCACACUUCAAGGCUUUCAGGGAGAGCUCAACGUAGACUGGCGAGAUGAACCUGAGCCAAGUGCCGUCGAGAAAGUGGAGUGGUUCCCGGAAUGCACUACUGAGACUCCAGAUGCAAAUGAGCUCAGGGACUGGAUGACACUUGGACCAAGGAAACUGAAGAUUGAGGACGAGACACAGUUUUGCACUGAAGAUCUGCUGCACACUCUCUUGAGGUGCAAGUCUGUGUUUGAUAACCUGGAGGGCGAGGAGAUGAGGAGAGCACGGACCCGGUCUAACCCUUAUGAAACUAUCAGAGGAGGGAUUUUUCUCAACAGAGCUGCGAUGAAAAUGGCCAACAUUGACACCUGCUGUGACAACAUGUUCACCAACCCAAAGGACUCCGACGGGAAACCUCUUACGAACAACCACGACAACGAGCUGCUGUACUUCGGGGACGUCUGCGCCGGACCUGGAGGCUUCUCCGAGUACAUCCUGUGGAAGCGGCGCUGGCACGCCAAGGGCUUUGGCAUGACCUUGAAGGGGCCAUGUGACUUUAAACUGGAAGAUUUCUACGCUGCGCCGAGUGAACUGUUUGAGCCGUACUACGGUGAGGGGGGGGUGGACGGUGACGGCGACAUCACUCGUCCUGAAAAUGUUACAGCCUUCAGAAACUUUGUUCUGGAGAGCACAGAGAGAAAAGGUCUACACUUCCUCAUGGCCGAUGGGGGUUUCUCUGUGGAGGGUCAGGAGAACCUCCAGGAGAUCUUGAGCAAACAGCUGCUCCUCUGUCAGUUCCUCACCGCUCUGUCGACCCUGCGGACAGGUGGUCACUUUGUCUGCAAGACUUUUGACCUCUUCACGCCCUUCAGCGUGGGCUUGGUCUAUCUGCUCUACCUGUGCUUUGAAAGGAUCUCGCUCUUCAAGCCUCUCACCAGCAGACCUGCCAACUCGGAGAGGUACAUCGUGUGCCGCGGCUUGAAGCCUGGGUCCGACGCGGUCCGAGAGUACAUGUUCAGAGUCAACCUGAAGCUGAAUCAGCUGAGGAACACAGACACAGAUGUGACAGACGUGGUGCCUCUGGACAUCAUCAAAGAGGACUCUGACUUUUUCAAGUUCAUGGUCAACUCUAACGAAAGCCUGUGCGCGGUGCAGAUCAAAGCUCUGGCCAAGAUUCACGCCUUCGUCAUCGACCCCACUCUCUCAGAGCCCAGGCAAGCCGACAUACGGAAGGAGUGUCUGAAGAUCUGGGGGGUGCCAGAUAAAGCCCGAGUCACGCCGGCCUCCUCAGACCCCAAGUCCAAGUUCUACGAGCUCACUAAGAACCCAGAUCUGGAGUCGUUCCAGUGUAAGGUCACAGCGCUCAACUCCACCACCCUGGAGAAGCUGCGCCACAUCCUGGACCACCGCUGCAUCGUGGGCGGAGGGGAGCAGAUCUUCCUGCUCUCCCUGGGGAAGUCUCAGAUCUACACCUGGGAUGGAAAGAUGCCCCUGCGCUGGAGGAAGCUGGAGAACUUCAAGCUGGAGCUGCCCAGAGACACUCUGCUGAGCGUGGAGAUCGUGCAGGAGCUGAAGGGCGAGGGCAAAGCUCAGCGCCGAAUCAACGCCGUGCAUGUGAUGGACGCUCUCAUCAUCAACGGCACUGACGUCAGGGAUCAGCACUUCAACCAGAGGAUCCAGAUGGCCGAGAAGUUUGUGAGGGCCGUGGCCAAACCCAGCCGACCCGACAUGAACCCCAUUAGAGUGAAGGAGGUUUACCGGCUGGAAGAAAUGGAGAAAAUAUUUGUCAGACUGGAGAUGAAGGUGACCAAGAGUUCAGGCGGUGUCCCGCGUCUGUCCUACACCGGCAGGGACGACAGGCACUUCCUGCCCACGGGCCUCUACAUCAUCAAGACCGUCAACGAGCCCUGGACCAUGGCCUACAGCAAAAACUCCAAAAUGAAGUUCUUCUUCAACAAGACCACCAAGGAGUCCACCUAUGCAAUGCCCCCAAAUGCCGCCUCGCCUUUCCAUGUCUGCCACUCAGAGCGGCUCUUCUGGGCCUGGGUGGACGGGGUCAUAGUUCACGACUCUCAGACCCGCGUGGAUCCAGAGAAACUGUCCAAAGAUGAGGUUCUGUCCUUCAUCCACCAGCACCACCAGCCAUGAAGCCCAAAGUCAGACUGGACCCCGCCGCCUUCUGUCAUCACAAUAAAACAUGAAUUCACCAACACUGCGUCCUCUUUUCCAGGCUCAGGUCACUGGGCUCCAUUUUGUUUCUGAAUACAUCAUUUACCUGGAAAGUUUUCUGCUCCUCAAGUGUGAAUAAAUUCUGAAUUAAACAAAACUCAGCUGCUCAUAAAAACUUGAGAACUUUGUGGUUUUCUU
Messenger RNA from Synchiropus splendidus (mandarinfish), 3047 nucleotides. RefSeq names its product cap methyltransferase 1 (gene cmtr1). The coding region runs from base 354 to 2828 and encodes 824 amino acids. The record is from RefSeq and is a predicted model, not a curated record. Gene Ontology annotation, cellular component: nucleus; cytoplasm. NCBI's taxonomy places the organism in Eukaryota, Metazoa, Chordata, Actinopteri, Syngnathiformes, Callionymidae. Gene Ontology annotation, biological process: 7-methylguanosine mRNA capping. Gene Ontology annotation, molecular function: nucleic acid binding; methyltransferase cap1 activity; protein binding. The transcript is spliced from 24 exons.